CGGAAGCUUUGUACCGUCUCCGCCGCGGUUCCGAGGUGAGGGGUGGGAGAAGUGCGCGGGCCUUGAUGAAUAACUGUCGCCAGCCGCGCUCCCGGGCGGUGCGAGUUGGAAGAACCCAGGCGUGGUCCGACUCGGGUUGUUGCCACCGGUACCCGUUUCCUGGAGCUUGAAUUGGGAGCAGAGUAGUCUCGGUGAUGGCAGGUUUGCCUCCUGAUGUAGCCGCAGCGCUUUAACAUCCGUUCCGCCUCCUUUGAGCUCGGAAAUUCUGCAAGUCAGGAAAACAGCUAUCAACUUUUGCCAAAAUGUCAGGAAUUGGAAAUAAAAGAGCAGCUGGAGAACCUGGCACUUCUGUGCCUCCGGAAAAGAAGACAGCUGUUGAAGAUGCAGGGACCACAGUGGAAACAAUUAAGCUGGGAGGUGUCUCUUCAACGGAGGAGUUAGACAUUCGAACAUUGCAAACCAAAAAUCGCAAGCUGGCAGAAAUGCUGGAUCAGAGGCAGGCCAUUGAAGAUGAACUCCGUGAGCACAUUGAGAAGCUGGAACGACGACAGGCCACUGAUGAUGCCUCACUACUGAUUGUCAACCGGUACUGGAGUCAGUUUGAUGAAAACAUCCGUAUCAUCCUUAAACGUUACGAUCUGGAGCAGGGUUUGGGAGACCUACUCACAGAGAGAAAAGCCCUUGUUGUGCCUGAACCAGAACCAGACUCUGAUAGCAAUCAGGAACGUAAAGAUGACCGAGAGAGAGGGGAAGGGCAAGAACCAGCUUUCUCUUUCCUUGCUACUUUGGCCAGCAGUUCCAGUGAAGAAAUGGAAUCUCAGCUGCAGGAGCGCGUGGAGUCUUCCCGCCGAGCUGUGUCCCAGAUUGUGACUGUUUAUGAUAAAUUACAAGAAAAAGUGGAGCUUUUAUCUCGGAAGCUAAACAGUGGAGAUAAUCUGAUAGUGGAGGAAGCAGUGCAAGAGCUGAAUUCCUUCCUUGGACAAGAGAAUAUGAGGCUGCAGGAAUUGACAGACCUCCUUCAGGAGAAGCAUCACACCAUGUCUCAGGAGUUCUCUAAGUUGCAGAGUAAAGUGGAGACAGCUGAGUCACGGGUAUCUGUCUUGGAGUCCAUGAUAGAUGACCUGCAGUGGGAUAUUGACAAAAUUCGAAAGAGGGAACAGCGACUCAAUCGACACCUGGCAGAAGUGCUGGAACGGGUGAAUUCGAAAGGUUAUAAGGUAUAUGGAGCAGGGAGCAGUCUUUAUGGUGGCACAAUCACUAUCAACGCCCGGAAGUUUGAGGAAAUGAAUGCAGAGCUUGAGGAGAACAAAGAGCUGGCUCAAAACCGUCACUGUGAACUGGAAAAACUUCGCCAAGACUUUGAGGAGGUCACUACCCAAAAUGAAAAGCUGAAGGUGGAAUUGCGAAGUGCUGUGGAGGAAGUGGUUAAGGAAACUCCAGAAUAUCGUUGCAUGCAGUCACAGUUCUCUGUCCUGUAUAAUGAGAGCCUGCAGUUGAAAGCACACUUGGAUGAGGCCCGGACCCUGCUUCAUGGCACCAGGGGAACCCACCAGCGCCAAGUUGAGCUCAUUGAGCGAGAUGAAGUCAGCCUUCAUAAGAAGCUAAGGACUGAAGUGAUCCAGCUAGAAGAUACGCUGGCCCAGGUCCGCAAGGAGUAUGAAAUGCUGAGGAUAGAAUUUGAGCAGACUCUUGCUGCCAAUGAACAAGCAGGCCCUAUAAACCGGGAGAUGCGCCACCUCAUCAGUAGCCUCCAGAAUCAUAAUCACCAGCUGAAAGGGGAGGUGCUAAGGUAUAAGCGGAAAUUGAGAGAAGCCCAGUCGGACCUGAACAAGACACGUCUGCGGAGUGGCAGUGCCCUCCUGCAGUCUCAGUCUAGUACUGAGGACUCUAAGGAUGAACCUGCAGAGCUGAAACAGGACUCUGAGGACUCAGCUACCCAAUCCUCAGCAUCAAAAUCUUCUCAGGAGGAUGUCAAUGAGAUUAAGUCCAAACGGGAUGAGGAGGAGCGAGAACGCGAAAGGAGAGAAAAAGAGAGGGAGCGAGAAAGAGAGCGGGAGAAGGAAAAGGAGAGAGAACGAGAAAAGCAGAAACUAAAAGAAUCAGAAAAAGAGAGAGAUUCUGCUAAGGAUAAAGAGAAAGGGAAACAUGAUGAUGUAAGGAAAAAGGAAGCGGAAAUUAUCAAACAAUUGAAGAUUGAACUCAAGAAGGCACAGGAGAGCCAGAAGGAGAUGAAACUGUUGCUAGAUAUGUACCGCUCUGCCCCAAAGGAACAGAGAGAUAAAGUUCAGCUAAUGGCAGCUGAGAAGAAGUCCAAGGCAGAGUUGGAAGAUCUAAGGCAAAGACUCAAGGAUCUAGAGGAUAAGGAGAAGAAAGAGAACAAGAAAAUGGCUGAUGAGGAUGCCCUGAGGAAGAUCCGGGCAGUGGAGGAGCAGAUAGAAUACCUGCAGAAGAAGCUGGCCAUGGCCAAGCAGGAGGAAGAAGCUCUCCUCUCUGAGAUGGAUGUUACAGGUCAGGCCUUUGAAGACAUGCAGGAGCAAAACAUCCGUUUGAUGCAGCAGUUACGGGAGAAGGAUGAUGCAAAUUUCAAGCUCAUGUCAGAGCGUAUCAAGUCCAAUCAGAUCCAUAAGUUGCUUAAAGAAGAGAAAGAGGAGCUGGCAGACCAGGUUUUGACUCUGAAGACUCAGGUUGAUGCCCAGUUACAAGUAGUAAGGAAACUAGAAGAGAAGGAGCAUCUGUUACAGAGCAACAUUGGCACAGGGGAGAAGGAGCUGGGUCUUAGGACCCAAGCCUUAGAGAUGAACAAACGCAAGGCAAUGGAGGCAGCCCAACUUGCAGAUGACCUCAAAGCACAGUUGGAGUUGGCUCAGAAGAAGCUACAUGAUUUUCAGGAUGAGAUUGUGGAGAACAGUGUCACCAAAGAAAAGGACAUGUUCAAUUUCAAACGAGCUCAGGAGGACAUCUCUAGACUUCGAAGGAAACUUGAGACCACAAAGAAACCAGACAAUGUACCCAAAUGUGAUGAGAUUCUGAUGGAGGAGAUUAAGGAUUACAAGGCACGUCUGACCUGUCCAUGCUGCAACAUGCGUAAAAAGGAUGCUGUACUUACCAAGUGUUUUCAUGUGUUCUGCUUUGAGUGUGUGAAGACACGCUAUGACACCCGCCAGCGCAAAUGUCCCAAGUGUAAUGCUGCUUUUGGUGCCAAUGAUUUCCAUCGCAUCUACAUUGGUUGAACCAAGUUACGAGAAGAGAAGCUGACUAGACAGGCACUUAUUCAUUAACCACCAGACCUCUACCUCUUCUCUCCUUGACAGUUUGUCAACUACCUUUCCUCUAUAGACUUUAUGUCCGAGCUCUCCUCUCCAAUAGCUAGAUGACUUCAGGGGACAGGACUGGUAAAUGCAAGUCUUGGGUUUUAGAAUGAAUUAGAAACAAUUCUUAUUUUUCGUCGCUACCAGCUUUGUUUAUUUCCGGUUUUUACACUUUUCAACAUUUUCUUCUUCAGGCCCAUCAUUCCUCCUGAAGAAGUUACGUUGGUAUUUUUUUGACAUGGAAAGGGAACAAAGUAGAAACAACACUAUUUUGGGGGAGUGAUCUUUUAAAAGUAAGCUAUCUGUGGGCACAAACUUUUCUUGAUUUGGGUAGUAUACAUUUUGUAAACUUAGAUUAUAAAAUAGUAUAGUUGUACUACUCUUUCCUGGAUGGUUUGAAGCCUUAAUGAAAUUAUGUCCAGGAUAAUUCAAUCCAUUUUCCCUUUACUAGCAAAGUAACUUUUAAGGUCAGCUGGCUUCCUUGUUGAAGUUAUUUAAGUUUUGAAUUCAGCUACUUGACGUCUUUGAAUUUCUUGAGGCCAGAAUAAUGUCAAAUGAUAUAACACCCUUUGUCUUCUGAUGAAAUCAAGAUUGGAGAGGAUUGGGGGGGGGGGGGGCAAAACUAAGAAGGUGAAGAGAUUUUUCUGGGUGCUCUGGGAACCCAACACAGAGAGGCCUCGGGGAGCCAUGAAUUACUCUCAUCCUCUUCUCCACAGGGGUUCUUGUAAUCCCUGUUUUCCAAAAGAUCCUCUGUAAUGUUUUGUGGGACUUUAUACUGCACAAGCUUCAAUUAAAGCAGGACUCAGUUUGCACAUUGUGUUUGUGGUUUUUCUCUGAUACAUUUUUUUAAUUACUCACUGAUUUUACACCUGCUAUUCUAGGAAUGCUCUUGAAUGAAAUAAUCAGCUUAGAUUAAGAGACUGGCUGCAUUUAAAAUAUUUAGUUCUUUGAUUAAUUGAAGCACUUUUCUCCUAGUUGUUUUAUUGCAUUUGUUCUGAGGAGAGAUUAUGCUUAAACUACUCAGUUCUCUUCCAUAGUUCACUGUUGAGUGUAAUAGGUUGUGAUUUGUUGUUCUGUGGGUCUAAAGUUGCCUGGCUCUUUGAGAGUUCUUGAAUUUUUUUUUAAAGGUUUCCUAGUGUCAUUUUUUGUUGGUGGUGUUUUUUUUAAAGAUUUAUUUAUAUAUUUGAAAGGCAGAGUUACAAGAGAGGCAGAGAGAGAGGGAAGUUGUCCACUUGCUGGUUCAACUCCACAAAUGGCCACAGUGGUCAGAGCUGGGUCAAUGUAAAGCCAGGAGCUUCCUCCAGGUCUCCUACAUGGGUGCAAGGGGCCCAAGGAGUUAGGCCAUCUUGUACUGCUUUUCCAGGCCAUAGCAGAGAGCUGGAUCGGAAGUUGAGCACCUGGGACUCGAACUGAUGCCCAUAUGGGAUGCAGGCACUGCAGGCGGCAGCUCUACCCACUAUGCCAUGGCACCGGCCCUAUGAAUUGUUAAGUUUUGUAAUAACUAGCGUGUCAGAGGAUUUUUAUGCCCCUGAUAAGGGCAAUAUUAAGUGGAUCCCUGUGGAUCAUCACUUGCCCUAGAAGCUGGUUAAUGGCAAAGUUCUUGUUUUGUGUUUACUAGCAGGGCUAGUAAUGUAUUCCACAAAGUCAUCUGAUGUGACUUAAGAAAUAAGUCUACUUGCAAGGAUCGUACAAGGUCUCUGGAGGCCAUGGAUCCCUUGAUUUCCAUUCACCCUGCCAAGCGCACACACUCAUACACAAUGAUAGGAUAAGAUCCUGCUGAACACACUGUUUGCAUUCAGUGAAAAGAUGCUUUUGCUGCCUGCUCUUAGAAGAAAGGCUUGAGAAUAACUUUGUUGGCUGGGGGACAAGUAGACUUAUUGGGCAGCGGGUGCUUUGGGUUUGAAUAUUACUUAUUUUGUGACUGUUGUCUGAGAAUGCCAGCUGCCUAGUACCAGGAUACCAUGGGGUGUGUGCAAUAUUGUGGAGGAAAAUACUAAUGCCAUGGUAUGCUGAAUUUAGGGGAAGUUCCUGUAGUUGAGGAGAGCAGAGAGCCCCUGAUCCCAACUAGCUUUAGAUCUGUAAGGUGAGCUUUCAAUGCCCUUUUCAGGUAACGACCCAAAACAGUGGUGAUUUUUAUGGCAGUUCAGCCUCUCUCUACAGAAGAGGUGAGUGGGCUUCAAGAAUACUUCAAAUUGCACAGAAAAUUUCAUCUGGAUUGCAUGUGCAUUAUUUGUAGGUCUUUUCAGAUGCUUAAAGGCAUUUUGAAGCUUCAUGAUCCCCAAAAAGUUAGAAAUCACAGCUGUAGAUCUUUAGGAACUUUAAAGGGUAAUUUCUUUGAAUUAAUGCUUUCCAUAAAUAUGCAUUGGAGGUGUCUCAUCUUACAGAUCUUGUAGGAAUGAUCUCACUCUUCUUUAUUUAUUUUUGGUCUCUUUUGUUGUUAUUUAGCAAUGUCAUUGUGAUUUUCACCAAAAUCACAUGUCUUGUCAGGCAGGUAUCUUAACCAUAUGACUUGGCUCUUACUGUCCUACUUACUCCAGGGAUUUUUUUUUUUUUUAGAAGAUACUGAGCUGUUUCUGCUACUAUUGUAGUCUUACAUGAAUUUCCAGUGGAUUCUUGUUUUUUCUUAGUCUCUGUGCAAAUUUAUCACUGUUCUUUAAGAGCAUGAGUUCUGUGCCUAUGGUAUAAUGUGCAAACCACUAGAGUGAUUUUAUGCUGUGAAGACAAACAAAUUAGUGUCCAUCUACUUAGACCUUCUGGGAUGAUAAUGCUGGUUUUCAUAGGAGCUUGUAUACUGGUCUUUAUUCCCAUGUGUUGUAUGGAAAGCCUUUAAAUUUUGUUCCUUUUUUUUUUUUUUUUUCCUGAGAACUGUCAGUUGGCUGAUAUAUCCAAGCCCCAGUGGGUCUGCAGAAAAAUUUUGAGUAGUUGCUGCCAUAAAAGUCUACCUGACUGUUGGGAUAAUACAGCUACACUGAGAGCAAAUAGAAAAUUAAUGUGUGGGGCUAUCGCUGUGGUGUAGCAGGUAAAGCUGCUGCAUGCAGUGCUGACAUCCUGUACGGGCGCUGGUUCAAGUUCCGGCAGUUCGACUUCUGAUCCAGCUCUCUGCUGUGGCCUGGGAAAGCAGUGGAAGAUGGCCUAAAUGCUUGGGGCCCUUUACCCAUGUGGGAACCCAGAACAAGCUCCAGGUUCCUGGCUUCGAAUAGGUGUAGCUCUGACUGUUGAGGCCAUUUGGGGAGUGAACCAGAGGAUGGAAGACCUUUCUCUCUCUGCCUCUCCUCUCUCUGUGUAACUCUGCCUUU
Messenger RNA from Lepus europaeus (European hare), 6604 nucleotides. RefSeq names its product ring finger protein 20 (gene RNF20). The coding region runs from base 303 to 3230 and encodes 975 amino acids. The transcript is spliced from 21 exons. Gene Ontology annotation, molecular function: ubiquitin protein ligase activity; metal ion binding. Gene Ontology annotation, cellular component: nucleus; HULC complex. NCBI's taxonomy places the organism in Eukaryota, Metazoa, Chordata, Mammalia, Lagomorpha, Leporidae. The record is from RefSeq and is a predicted model, not a curated record.